Blastocystis hominis is the source of this 1023-nucleotide messenger RNA. RefSeq lists its product as hypothetical. The record is from RefSeq and is a predicted model, not a curated record. NCBI's taxonomy places the organism in Eukaryota, Bigyra, Opalinata, Blastocystidae. The transcript has 2 exons. Bases 1 to 1023 code for a protein of 340 amino acids.
AUGUCGCAGGGAACCGUGGAACCGCCAGCGCAGCAAGGCAUGGAAUCUGCCUUGACUCCGUUCGAGCAGCCCAUUCAGGCUCCGGCUCCCAUUCCAUUUGAACAGCCUGCACCAAUUCCGUUCGAGCAGCCUCAACCUGCUCCGGCUCCCAUUCCGUUCGAGCAGCCUGCUUCGAUUCCUGCUCCAGCUCCGUUCGAACAGACCAAACCAGCUCCAGCUCCAUUCGAACCACCUCAAACGGCUCCUGCUCCGAUUCCAUUUGAACAGCCUCAAACUACUCCAGCUCCAGCUCCAAUUCCCUUCGAUCAACCUGCUUCGAUUCCUGCCCCUACUCCGAUUCCAUUUGAGCAACCUAAGCCUACUCCUACUCCUACUCCUGCCCCUGCUCCGUUCGAGCAGCCUCAGCCUAAACCUGCUCCUGCUCCUACUCCGUUCGAACAACCUAAGCCUACUCCUGCUCCUGCUCCCAGCAAACCAGCAAAAGAAAGCACGCCUGCAAAAGAGCCAAAGAAGGAAGAGCAUAGUUCUUGGUUCUCUUUCAGCUUCUUCAGGGGUUCGGAUUCUGGAAAGAAGGUCUACAAAGUGGAUUUGUCCAAGGAUGAAGUGAAGCCCUACUAUGAUGAAGCGAAGAAAAGAUGGAUUAUUCCGGGAGAGCCGGAGGAAGAGGAGGCUCCGGCCCCACCACCUCCACCUCCCAUGACGCCUGUGCAACCUGAGCUUCCUGCACAGCCUGCGCAGCCUGCAAUGCAGCCUCCCCAACCUCCAAUGCCUGCCCAACAACCCGAAAACCCCGCAGCUGAGACUGCAACUGCAACUGCAACUGCAACUGCAACGGAAGCCGAAGCUGAAGUAGCACCUCCCGCUGCACCGCCAAUAAAGGCUUUCAUGCCUUUUAUGCCCGAGCAAAAAGCAGAAUCGACUACUCCAUCUUCGACUCCUCCAGCGACAGGAAGACCGAAUCGCAAAGUGGCAAAGGCGAAACCGAAGGCAAAACCACGCCCAAUGUACACUAGCACCUUUUGA